Messenger RNA from Solanum dulcamara, 1180 nucleotides. Its product is annotated as agamous-like MADS-box protein AGL19. NCBI's taxonomy places the organism in Eukaryota, Viridiplantae, Streptophyta, Magnoliopsida, Solanales, Solanaceae. Gene Ontology annotation, cellular component: nucleus. Gene Ontology annotation, biological process: positive regulation of transcription by RNA polymerase II. Bases 240 to 893 code for a protein of 217 amino acids. The transcript has 7 exons. Gene Ontology annotation, molecular function: DNA-binding transcription factor activity, RNA polymerase II-specific; protein dimerization activity; RNA polymerase II cis-regulatory region sequence-specific DNA binding. The record is from RefSeq and is a predicted model, not a curated record.
AAAGAAGAAAAUAAAUGACGUUUUGCUUCUUACAAGUCUUUCCUUAAUCAUUUCCCUAUUUAUAUAUAUCUGGUGGUUACAACUCAAAGAGCCAAAUUGAUAAAAAUAGAAAAAAAUCCCCUCUUCUUUAUUGUCUUUUUAGGAUUUUUAAUCCCUUGAACCAAUUUUUUUUCUUCUUUUAUCAUUCAGAUCUGAAGUAGAAUCUUGAUUAUUUUUAUUUUUUUUCAAUUUGAAAAAAAAUGGUGAGAGGAAAAACUGAGCUGAAAAGAAUUGAAAAUGCAACAAGUAGGCAAGUGACCUUCUCCAAAAGAAGAAGUGGGCUUCUAAAAAAAGCAUUUGAGCUUUCAGUUUUAUGUGAUGCUGAAGUUGCUCUUAUUGUUUUUUCUCCAAAAGGAAAGCUCUAUGAGUUCUCAAGUUCAAGUACACACAAGACAAUAGAACGCUAUCAGAAGAAUGAGAAGAGCCUGGGACGACUCAACAGAAAACUAAAUGAUCAACUAACCACUGAGCAUUUGAAAGAGGAGGCUGCAACCAUGACUAGAAAGCUUGAGUUUCUUGAAGACUCUAAGAGAAAUCUUUUAGGACAUGGUCUAGAAGCUUCCACCUUGGAUGAAAUUCAACAGGUAGAAGAACAGUUGGAAACAAGUUUAAGCAAAAUUAGGGCAAGAAAGAACCUGUUAUUCACGGAACAGAUUGCUCAACUGAAGGAAGAGGGAAAAAAUCUAAUGAAGGAAAAUGCAGACUUGAGGAAGAGGUGUGAGAUGCUACCAUUUACUUUGACAACAGUUCCUCAAGAAGAGAAAGAUCCUGAAAGACAAAUAAUGGAAGUAGAGACAGAGCUCAUUAUUGGACUUCCAGAAACUAGAAAAAGGUCCUUAUUAACUUUACUUUAAAUGUGAAAAUUGCAGGGCUUUCAAGUUUUUAAUUACCACUGUAAUUAUAAUUUAUAGAGUUGUAAUAAAAACUACUGUCGAUAUAGUUUUUUCUUUCUUCCUAUCAUCAGUUAUGCGUUGAUUGAGUCGAGGGUCUAUCAAAAAUAAUUUAUCUACCUCACAAGGUAAGGAUAGGGUUUUGCAUAUAUACACUCUAUCCUCUUCAUACUCCACUUCUAGAAUCAUACUGUUAUUAUUGUUGUUCUUGAUCCUAGCUACUUUGUGAGAUCACAAUGAAUAUGAUGUUG